CUUUGGAACUAUAUUUAACUCGAAAUAUUUUAGUAGGGAAGGAAGGGGUGAAAAUAGAUCUCAAAGACGAAAAAAGGUUUGAUAGAAUUUCCUUCGCCUGUAGUUCGUAUACCCCCGCGAAGCAGCUUUUUGUAGAAUUCCUUUGCAGAAGCACUUGUCUAGUAGCACCAAAGUUCUUUCUCGCCUGUUUUCAAUCAUUCCCAGUGUUGUGCUGUUAGGUUAAGAGACAUGAACCCGCUAACACUAGUGAAGCGCAUUCAACAAAUCAAUUCUAGAGAAGCUGCACUUAACAUAAGCGAAGAUGCUUCGUGGCACACAAAAUACAAAGAUUCUGCUUAUGUUUUCGUCGGUGGUAUUCCCUUUGAUUUCACUGAGGGUGAUGUUAUCGCUGUUUUUGCUCAGUAUGGUGAGGUUGUUGAUAUUAAUCUUGUUAGAGACAAAGGUACUGGCAAAUCAAAGGGUUUUGCAUUCAUAGCGUAUGAAGAUCAAAGAAGCACUAAUCUUGCUGUCGAUAAUCUGAAUGGAGCUCAGGUUUCAGGUAGGAUUAUUAGGGUGGAUCAUGUUGAUAAAUAUAAGAAGAUGGAAGAGGAAGAUGAAGAGGAAGCGAAGCAGAAAAGGGAGGCCCGUGGUGUUUGUCGAGCUUUCCAAAGAGGGGAGUGUACUCGUGGAGCUGGCUGCAAAUUUUCUCAUGAUGAGCAAAGAGCUGCAAAUACUGGUUGGGGUGAUAACGGGAUUGCAAAAGGGGAUAAUGACAAAUAUGAUGGUCCCAAGAAAGAAAGAAGGUAUGGCAACAACCAACCAGAUCGCAUUCCAGAAACUAGAGAUAGAGAUUCACGUUCCAGAGCCCAUGGAAAUGGGAUGGAAUUAGACAACCCAUCCAAGAGAAGUGAUAGAAGAGAGGAAAAGAUGUUGCGAAGGCAAGAUGGCGAUGGUAAUUUUGUGGGAAGAGAAAAUACCAGUAGAAGAGAAGAAAAGAGACCAAGAGACUAUAAAGAUGAUGAAUUUGAACAGUGGCCAAGAGAAGAUCGGCAUAGGAGAGAAGAAAAAAGAUCAAGGAAUGGUUAUGAUGAUAGGGAACCUGAGCCAAGAGAUCAUAAAAGGGAAGACAGGAGGUCAAUAAAGCAAGAUGAUGUCAAGUUUGAACCUAAGUCAAGAGAUUCUGAUCUUAGAGAAGAUAAAAGACCAAGUAGGCGGGAUGUUGAUGAUUUUGGAAGCAAGUCAAGAGAAACACAGGGUAGCAGGGAAGAGAGGAGAUCAAGAAAACACACUGACGAUGAAUCUAUGCCGAGGUCAAGAGAAGAUCAUGAUAGGAAGCAAGACAACAGAUCAUAUCAUAAAGACGCUGAUCGAUCUGAAUCAAAAGGAAGAAAUGAUUCUGACCGAAGAGAAGAAAAGAGGUCCAGAAGGUAAUGGCAAUUGAGAUCUGGGUUUAUCAUGGACAAGAAUGGGUAUUGGAGUAAGUCCAAUGACAUUUGAUAACCGAAAACGUUGCUUGUUUGUUUAUACUACUGUAGUCAUUUUGUUAUAUGAUUUACUUGCACUGUUGUGAGAGCAGUAUUAGUUGUCCUUUUGGAGUGGUGAGUUUGAUCAAUAUUGUUUGGCUCCAUGGUGUCAACCACCAAUGCUGGUUCUUCAUGCAUUCAAUUAUAUGGAGCAUGGUUGUGUAAACUUUUUUCACCAAAAAAUGAAACGUUUAUAAACAAAAGUUAAGACCUAUUAAUAUUGAUAAUCA
Molecule: messenger RNA, 1732 nt
Organism: Medicago truncatula (barrel medic)
Lineage: Eukaryota; Viridiplantae; Streptophyta; Magnoliopsida; Fabales; Fabaceae
Product: zinc finger CCCH domain-containing protein 25
Exons: 5
Coding region: 229-1410 (393 amino acids)
Biological process (GO): mRNA splicing, via spliceosome
Cellular component (GO): precatalytic spliceosome; catalytic step 2 spliceosome; U2 snRNP
Molecular function (GO): metal ion binding; RNA binding
Source: RefSeq, a predicted model, not a curated record